AUGGAUUCGUGGUUGUUCAUUUCUUUGACAUUUCUUAUUAUCAUACCGGUGAAUUCCUUCAACUUAGACGCAAGGAAUUUUCUGGAAAUAAAAGGGAACGAAAACCAAUAUUUUGGCUACUCCGUAGGAUUCAGAAAAAGUUUAAAUCAAUUCAAGAUUUUGGUUGGUUCUCCAAAGGCGAAUGAUACCAUAGAAAAAAUCACGACGGGAGCUCUGUACGAAUGCGACAUUACAGCCCCACAUAAUUGCAGGAGAGUUCCACACUUCGUUCCUAGAAAUCCGGAUUACUCUAUACAAAACCAGUGGCUGGGCGUAGCUUUGGAUAUAAACCCUUAUAAUUCGCAAAUAACAGUGUGUGCUCACAGAUUUCUAGAAUACGCUAUCUCUCAGAAGAUGCUCAUGGGAGCCUGUUACAGAAUGAAUGAUACAAGUGAUACAUCACAAAUAAUAAUAGAAACCAUCAAUCAUCAAUUUAACCCGAUGUAUGGAAUUUCUUGUCGAUAUUCUCAGACAGGAAGACUUGUAACUGGAAUGCCGGGAUUGGAUCAAGGUAAAGGGGGCUAUGUUGUAAAAGCUCAACUAUUUUCUAACAAAGGACACGACUAUUAUGAAGGAUACACCGUGACUUUUUGGGAUGAUACUCCAGUUAUUGGUAAGCCAAGGUAUCAUGAAUAUGGAGCAGUCUUGAUUAGGAACGAAUUUAUCCUUCCUCCCCAGAACAAAUAUUCAUUUGGUAGUUAUUUCGGAUCCGCCAUUGCCACCGCUGACUUAAACUAUGACGGUUACAAGGAUUUGGUAAUUGGAGCUCCAUUUUAUUCCGAAACAUUUGUCGAAGAAGGGAGAGUGUACAUUUACUUCUAUGACAGUUUAGAAGGGAUGUUCUCUGAAAAUGCAAACAUUGUGCUUAUGGAACCCAGUUACCGUGCACAAUUUGGGAAGAGCCUUGCCACGGGAAAUUUCAAUUCAGACAAGUAUGAAGAUAUCAUUGUUGGAGCACCUUACGAAAAUGAUGGUGCUGGUUGCAUCUAUGUUUAUAACGGCAAGUUUAAAGGUCUGGAGUCUACAUAUUCGCAGAAGAUCAGCGGCAAAGACUUGCGCCAUGGACUAAAAACCUUUGGGAUAUCUUUUACACGGGCUGAUGACCUAGAUCAAAACGGAUACCCAGAUAUCGGAGUUGGUGCUUACAUGUCAGAUUCGGCUUAUAUCUUCAAAGCCCGUCCGACAUAUGAGCUGAAAGCAUCUCUGACCGCUUCAGAACGUAUUCUAGAUAUGGCGCCAAAUUGUAUCCUCAACGACCGACGAGUCUUAUGCGUCAACCUAACUGUAAAGUUGACCCUCGGAAUAAAAGAAGACACGGUGUAUGAUUUGAAUCUAAUAACAGAUAGUUUAAAGACUCCAGAGGAAAAGCGAACGUAUUUUAAAGGUAACGUGCGACAAUCUGAGAUCACAGAAUCAGUGACAGUGCGAUCAGGUUUCUUCGAAAAGGUUUACCAAAUUUUCAUCAGGAGCACAAUGGAUAUUCUGUCGCCAAUAAACUUUACCCUUCACUGCAGUCUGAAUGAUCAAGGUUACUCUAACCACUGCAUGCCACUGUGCCCUAUUUCCAAUAACAUCACGAUCUCAGAAACGAUCAAAUUAAAUACUGAAUGUGGUCCAGACGAAAUCUGUAGAACUCGACUCAAAGUUAAUCUGGAAACUUUGCCACCAAAUAUCACUCUCGGUAAAGACAAAAGACUCAAUGCAGUUAUAAACGUGUUUAACAUUGGUGAACACGCAUAUAAUGCAAGGGCGAGGGUAUUUUUUUCUCAUUUAAUGGACUUUGAGUCGAUCAGGAAACCAGUCAACUCUUCUGUAGAAUGCACAUCUGUAAACAGGAUGGAACUUUCCUGCUUUCUUGGAAACCCACUGAGAGAAAAUAGCAACAGUUCUUUUAUUGUGACCUUCUUGCUUGGCUUGACAGCUAAUGUGACCAAAACGUUUAUAGCAGUGAACGCUAGUACUGAGAGUCAAGUGGAACCAAAGUAUUUGAUAAAUACUGUGAAUUUAACUAUAAAAGUUUACCAAGAAUUCGACUUGGAGUUGGUAGCAAUGUCAGUACCAAGUACUCUAGCGUUUAGAGGAGACGCUAGUCCUAUGACCGCGAGGCACUCGUAUCAACUGAGAAAUAAUGGACCCAGCAAUGCGCACAAGUUAAUAUUUUCACUUGAUAUCCCGAAUGUCAUCAUCAACAACUCACCUCUGAUGACCAUUAAGGAAUAUCGGUUGCGUGACACAAACCAUCCUCAUGAAUCAAAUAAGAGCGUUUGUCAUUUAAAUACAGUGGAAAACACAGGAGUAGACGUUAAAACUGAUAUUAAGUCGCUACUCAAGUACAAAAAUAUUGCGAAUUGCAGUUGGUUGAAAUGUCAUCGGAUUGUGUGUGAAAUAAGUAUCCUUACGAUUUUCAAUAUGAAGGUUUUCGAACUUACUUUGAACAUAGAUGCAAAACUUUUAAAAGAUUUUCAGAGCAAACUGCGAGCGUUCGACGUGGUCACUAAUGGCACAUUGAGACACACGGUGAGCAAGCAGGUCAUCAACGUUCAUCAUGAACAUGCAAAUGCCACCACAUUGUUCCUUAUCAGUCGACUCCAAAAGAAAAUCCAAUGGUGGAUUGUUGUUUGCAGCAUUUUAGUGGGACUCCUCUUUCUAAUUUUGGUCGGCGUUCUUCUCUGGAAGUUUGGUUUUUUCCGGAGAAAUCGUGUCAGUGCUGCAGAUAGACGAAGUUUAAAACUUAUGACCAGUAAACGAGAGACUCCACCACAAAAUGAUUCGCAAGAAGAAACCCAUCUAUCUAUCUAUCUAUCUAUCUAUCUAUCUAUCUAUAUCUAUCUAUCUAUAUAUAUAUCUAACCAAGGAUUUAAGAACAGAGAAUCUUAUUCUAAUAUAUAUUUCAACAUAUCUUGUCUCCUUUUCUUAUUUCAACAUAUCUUGUUUCUUUAUCUUAUUUCAACAUAUCUUGUUUCUUUUUCUUAUUUCAACAUAUCUUGUCUUCUUUUCUUAUUUCAACAUAUCUUGUUUCUUUUUCUUAUUUCAACAUAUCUUGUCUCUUUUUCUUAUUUCAACAUAUCUUGUCUCCUUUUCUUAUUUCAACAUAUCUUGUUUCUUUUUCUUAUUUCAACAUAUCUUGUCUUCUUUUCUUAUUUCAACAUAUCCUGUUUCUUUUUCUUAUUUCAACAUAUCUUGGCUCCUUAUUUCAACAUAUCUUGUCUCUUUUUCUUAUUUCAACAUAUCUUGUCUCCUUUUCUUAUUUCAACAUAUCUUGUCUCCUUAUUUCAACAUAUCUUGUCUCUUUUUCUUAUUUCAACAUAUCUUGUCUCCUUAUUUCAACAUAUCUUGUCUCUUUUUCUUAUUUCAACAUAUCUUGUCUCUUUUUCUUAUUUCAACAUAUCUUGUUUCCUUUUCUUAUUUCAACAUAGCUUGUCUCUUUUUCUUAUUUCAAAAUAUCUUGUCUCCUUUUCUUAUUUCAACAUAUCUUGUCUCCUUUUCUUAUUUCAACAUAUCUUGUCUCCAUUUCUUAUUUCAACAUAG
Molecule: messenger RNA, 3567 nt
Organism: Acanthosepion pharaonis
Lineage: Eukaryota; Metazoa; Mollusca; Cephalopoda; Sepiida; Sepiidae
Source: the annotation of a GenBank genome assembly